Molecule: messenger RNA, 1236 nt
Organism: Apiotrichum porosum
Lineage: Eukaryota; Fungi; Basidiomycota; Tremellomycetes; Trichosporonales; Trichosporonaceae
Product: Threonine aldolase
Exons: 2
Coding region: 1-1236 (411 amino acids)
Biological process (GO): L-threonine catabolic process; glycine biosynthetic process
Cellular component (GO): cytosol
Molecular function (GO): L-allo-threonine aldolase activity
Source: RefSeq, a predicted model, not a curated record
AUGCCCCCCACUGCCAUGAAGACGGUCCCCCGCCGUGCGCCUGAGAUUACCGAGGAGGUCGCUGGCAAGGCCAACGCCGAUAAGCUGCACCGCACCGCAAGGGAUUUCCGGAGUGACACCUUCACCAUGCCCACCGAUGCGCAGAUGAUGGCUGCGCUGCAGGCAUCGCGCGGUGACGAUGUCUACCACGAGGACCCGAGCACUGCCGCUCUCGAGGCUCGUAUCGCCAAGAUGGCCGGCAAGGAGGCUGCCCUCUUCGGCACCUCUGGAACGAUGACCAACCAACUGGCAAUUCGCACCCACAUGAAGCAGCCGCCUCAUUCGGUCAUCACCGAUCACCGCGCCCACGUCCACAUGAUGGAGGCCGGCGGUAUCGCCAUGUUCUGCCAGGCAACUACGCACGGCCUGGUCCCCAGCAACGGUGUCCACCUCACCCUUGAAGACAUCCAGCCCGCUCUGCAGCUCGGUACCAACAUCCACAUUGCCCCCACCAAGCUUAUCUGUCUCGAGAACACUCUUUCGGGCAUCAUCUUCCCCCAGGAGGAGAUUGUCCGUAUCGCGGAGCUGGCCAAGAAGAACAACAUUGGCAUGCACCUGGACGGUGCCCGCGCAUGGAACGUUGCUGCUGCCGAGCUCGAGAAGCGCGGCCUCGACCCCACCUCGGAGGCGGACCGUACCACUGUCCUCUCUGACAUUCUCGCCCCCUUUGACUCGGCCUCGCUCUGUCUUUCCAAGGGCAUCGGCGCUCCCGUCGGCAGCGCCAUUGUCGGCUCCAAGGAGUUCAUCGAGCGUGCUCGCUGGUUCCGCAAGGCCUUUGGUGGCGGUUGGCGCCAGUCGGGCAUGCUCGCCAGCAUGGCCGACUAUGCGCUCACCAACUUCUUCCCCCGCCUGCAGGACACGCACACGCUUGCGCGCCGUCUUGCCGCCGGCCUCGAGGAUGCGGGCUGCACCAUCCUCGCCCCCGUCGACACCAGCAUGGUCUUCUUUGACCCGUCGCCUAUCGGCCUCUCGGUCAACGAUGUCACCCAGGGCCUGGCCGCGCUUGACGACCCCAUUGGCCUGAACGCCAACCGCUGUGUCAUCCACCACCAGACCGACCCCCAGGCUGUGGAGGACUUUAUCGCCACCGUCCAGCGUCUUGCUGCUGCCGUCCCCGAGAACUUGCGGCCUCCCCCCGCCACUGAGAAGCUCGGUGCCAAGGACGGCAAGUUCCGCGUCAACGCGCUCGGCUACUAG